Messenger RNA from Enterobius vermicularis (human pinworm), 1011 nucleotides. NCBI's taxonomy places the organism in Eukaryota, Metazoa, Nematoda, Chromadorea, Rhabditida, Oxyuridae. The record is from the annotation of a GenBank genome assembly.
AUGAUUAAUGGAAGGAAGAAGAAAAGGAACAGAAGAAAAGGAUUCGAAACCAAACCCGAACUGCAUAAUUCAUCGUCAAAUUCGGUGCAAACUCAGAUGCAUAUGCGGGAAGCAAAGCCAUACAAGUGUACUCAUUGCAUCAAGUCUUUUGCCAACAGUUCCUACUUGUCGCAGCAUAUGCGGAUACACUUAGGAAUAAAACCGUUUGGUCCUUGCCAGUACUGCGGCAAAAAGUUUACUCAGUUGUCGCACUUGCAACAGCACAUACGUACACAUACCGGUGAAAAGCCCUAUAAGUGCAAAUUUCAAGGAUGCGAAAAAGCAUUCAGUCAGUUAUCUAAUUUACAGUCUCAUUCAAGGUGUCACCAAAGUGAUAAGCCAUUUAAAUGUAACAGCUGCUAUAAGUGUUUUACGGACGAGCAAGCACUUUUAGAGCAUAUUCCAAAGCAUAAGGAAUCGAAGCAUCUGAAGGUGCACAUCUGUCCUUACUGUGGCAAAUCAUAUACUCAGCAGACGUAUUUGGCAAAGCAUAUGACAAAGCACGCAGAUAGAAGAAAUUUGACCAAUUUUGUAGAAGGUCUAGAAGGUUUAGGAUGGAGAGCGGACCAUUCGGGUACAACUUCAAUGCCGGCGCACGCAAUUCCAGAUUUAGCCACAGUUACGCAGUCUCAGUUAGACUUUACGUCCGUAUUAACCGCAGCCACGAACUCCUCAGCUAGCAGUUCUACGACGGCAAAUUGUUCUUAUCCGAACGCAGCAGCGGCGAACUCAAUGAUGGUUAACGAGCGACAGUCAGCGUUCCAGCGCAAUAUGGCUGCAUUUAACUUAUCUAUGGGUUCGUCUCGACAGUUCUUCUUCAACGAUGCCUUCAAAACGGAUACACCGAGACCUACCGGGUUUAAUAUGAUAACGCCGUUGGAGAAAAUUCAGUGUUAUGCAACUCAACAAAGUUCAACAACAACGUCAGUACAGGAUCAACAUUUUCCGAAUCAGAUGCUCAACUAUAAGUAG